AUGUUCCUGAAAACAUACUGUGCAGUGAGUGUCGCUCGCCGACUUCGGUACCCGGAAGCACGUCAUCGUGUCGUUAUUCAAAUGAACCAUCUCAGUCCCAAAGGCAGAGAUGAGUGGAUAUCCACCGCAGCAGUGCGGAUCAUGUCUCUCAACUGCCAGUUCUCUCUUAUUCUUCCUCAGGAUACAAAGAAUGCUAAUCCAUCGUCUCUUACAAUCGCAGGGGAUCAGUCCCAGAUAGGAGCAGGCACCAAUCACAGCCCGUAUCCCCAAAUCACUAUGUUGACUACCUUCUCCAGAAACACCGAUUUUCAUCACAAGAUAAUCUCUACAUUCGGCAAUACUCGCCCAAGAUUAUCAAUGGCUCCUUCUACAUCCAAGACGACGACUCCCAAGGCGGCCAACACUGCGGGUGUCAAGAAGGCGGUGCGUCCAAAGGGCAGUGGCAAGAAGCAUGGUGCUCGGACUGCCAUGGUCAAGAUGCAAGCUUACUUCAAAGAGAACCGCCCCAAAUACUCCAAGCUCGACUUCAAAGAACAGCAAAAGGAGCUUGGCAAAGACUGGAAAACAUCGGCAGAGAACCCAAAGAACGCGGCCGCAUAA
Molecule: messenger RNA, 600 nt
Organism: Plenodomus lingam JN3
Lineage: Eukaryota; Fungi; Ascomycota; Dothideomycetes; Pleosporales; Leptosphaeriaceae
Source: RefSeq, a predicted model, not a curated record